CAAAUACACACUUUGACAAUGAAGAAGAGCUCUACGUUAACGACGACGACGUCGAUGCCGACAAGUCCAACGCUUUCGGCACAGACGCUCUCCGCCAGCAAGAUGAGCUUGAGCAGCAGCAGAUCGGGAGCAGCCUCAGCCACAGGAUCGAUGCGCUCUUCCUGCCACUCGUCGCAUGGUCCUGUCCGACCGGGCAGCGGAUGCGUCGAUGCCAUCAAGGCGAAGCGUGAAGAGAUCGAGAUCGAUACCAUACUCGAGAAGGCAAAGUUCUACACCUCCGUGUGCCUUGGUACGACUGCCAUACUGUCAGUGUUCACAUUCCUUUUCCUGAUACCUUUUGUCGUGGAUCCCGCCAUCUCAACGAUCAUUGCCGACUAUGAUCCGGUGCCGGUGACUUGCGUCGUCAUAGAUCACAUCUAUGCCGAAGGCAUCAAGAACUGCAGCUGGAGCUCUUGUCGCGAGGGCUGCACCUCAUCACUCACAAAGUGCCAUCAGUUGUUUGUCAACUACACGCGCAUCCCGUUCAGCGAAUGGGAGCGCAAUCCAAGAGACUUGGAGCGCGUCAACUGGGAUGUCAGCUACACAAAGUUUCUCAUCAACUCCGAGGGCUGCGGCUAUCCGCCCACGACCAAUUGCAGCGUCUUUGCCAGACAAUAUGGCUUUUCACAUAUUGGCGAGCCAUUCCCCUGCUACUACAGUCGCGCCUAUCCGGAGGUGGUCAUCGGUCGCUACUCGUGGGAGAACAAUCUGUACCAUCUGGUGCUAUCGCUGAUCAUACCCAAUGUGCUCUUUGCCAUCUCGAUUGGGGUGCUCAGCUAUUGGUAUUGCCCCUGCUGCGAAAAGGCGUGCAACAAAUCGUCGCGCGUCUAUGCUGAAAAGUUUCCAACCAAGGAAGAGAUCGUUAACUGCAUGAAAUGUAAUACGGAAAAGUCGUUAUCCCUGAAUGUAUUUUGAAUUGUAUUGAAGCGACAGUGCCUGCAAAUUAUGCAUAUACUAUAUAAUACAGAAAGAUAUUCCUUAGCAUAGGUAUUCGAUGGGAUUACCAAGCUCUCUUCUUCUUCGACAUUUAUUAUUAAAGUCACAAUCAAAAAAUCGCUUAGUACUAAGUACAAAACUUUAUCUUGAGCACUUUUCACCACACUCUCCCAAAUAUAUAUAUUUGCCCGUUACUCAUGAAGUGUCCUUAGCAAACAAAAUAAAAAAUAAAUAAAAAACAUAAAAUGUCGUAAGCGAAAUUUCACGCCUUUAACCGAUUUCAGCUUAAAGCUGCCAUAUCGAUUAGAUUAAUCUAGUUAGAGCACAAGUCGGGAUCGAAAAUGACGAAACCCAUUUUGAAAUGUCCAAACAGACUUUUCAACAAGCACAAUCUGAUAUUAAUUAAUGCAUUCAAGAUUUGAUAAGCAAUUAUUUUUAAAGAUUAUUAACCUAACAAAACUUUAAUCUCUCUUUGGUAUAUAUAACAUAAAUAUAUACAACAUAUGAAAUUGUGCACUUGUCUGUGGGAUAAAACAACUCGUAUAUAAUUUUCACAUCACCAUCGCUCAGUUCAUUUUGUAGUUAAACCUAUUCUCAUCAACAAAGCUGCAAACUACAAAAACACAUAAAAUAAAAUAAAUAUUCAAAAAUUAGAGUUUGCAGCCUUGAUAUGUUAUAUACUAUAGAUUGAUUUAAUUAUCGAAAAUAUCUAGCAUGAUUCCGAGUUGUAUAGCUUUGAUUUUUGCAUGUUUUAGUUUAUAGAUAAUGUAUACAAAAUGAAUAUGUAUUACUACUACUUUUGCUUUUAGCCACGUCUAGAACAAUACCAAAUAAAAUAUGGCAUGUAUUUGUAUAUAAAACAUAUUCAAUAUAUUGUAUUACUUAUUGCUGCUUUCCUGUACUCGAUUAGUAAAGAUUCAAGAACUCUUUGUUCCAAUAUCAAUUCUUUUAGCAAACUUCUGUGUCACAGUGACGAAGAUGAUGAAAUGGAAUACUAGCAAAAACAAAUUAGUUAAACGCUCUUUAUAACAAAUAGCAAUUUACUACUGUAGUCUGUACCAAAUACACACACACACACACACAAUCACACCAACACAUAGCUUAAUAAUACUUAAUAUUAAUAUUUAAAAGCCAUCUGCCAUUACUAUAUAGGACAUUGUACUUAUAGCGGAGCAUUGAGAUUGACCAUUUUCCAAUCAAACGUAUACAAAAAUUUGUUACAACUAAUUCUAAUUAUUAUUAUUAUGAUUAUUAUUAUUACUUAUGACAUCAUUGAGAUUUUUGCUAUCCAUAUUAUUAUGCUACUAUACUUACUAUAAAUAUAUAGAACUACAUACAUAGAACUUGAGUUACCACGUAAAAAGCUUUUGUUCUUUAUGACUUUUGCUCGCUUUUAACAAUUAUACAAUACAAAAAAAAAAAAAAUGAGACACGAUUCGACUCGAUUCGA
Messenger RNA from Drosophila albomicans, 2425 nucleotides. It is a transcript of the gene Teh2, whose product is annotated as protein tipE. NCBI's taxonomy places the organism in Eukaryota, Metazoa, Arthropoda, Insecta, Diptera, Drosophilidae. Gene Ontology annotation, biological process: regulation of sodium ion transport. The coding region runs from base 19 to 954 and encodes 311 amino acids. The transcript is spliced from 5 exons. Gene Ontology annotation, molecular function: sodium channel regulator activity. The record is from RefSeq and is a predicted model, not a curated record.